AUGUCUGAGAACAUACCUCCUAAACCCUACUGUUCCCUUUCGCUGAUCAAGCUCGUCUCUGACGCUUGGUGCGUCCUCUCUGAUGCUUCAAGAAAGUCAAUAUACGACCGAGAGUUACAGCUGAGUCAGCUCGGUCAACGUUGUAGUCAACCGGAGGAGUUUCAGUGCCGACAGGAGAGCAAAACUGAGACCUCCGAGAAGAAUCAUAAGGAGGCUGCGACGAGUUUUUGGACGGCUGCGUUUGAAGCGGUUAAGACGGAGACGCCACCUGUGGAGAGUAAUGGGGAAGGGGUUUAUGUUUUCUGUUCGUGGGCUAUGUUCCCUGUAGGGUUUUUAGGUGAGGCUAAAAGGUCUGGCUCUGGUUGGUCGCCAGUGUCAAAUCUCUUUCACUGCCCUGUGCACGGCUCUUCUGAUUAUCAAGCGAAUCUAGAAACACCUGCUCCAAGAAACUAUCAUGAUGUUGACAAUGGUGAUGGGUUUUAUAUUACAAUAUCUGAUGAUGAUAAUGAUGAUGAUGAUGAAGAGAGAGAUGUUGCAAAGAAGAAGAAGAAAGGAGGAUGA
Messenger RNA from Eruca vesicaria subsp. sativa (arugula), 561 nucleotides. NCBI's taxonomy places the organism in Eukaryota, Viridiplantae, Streptophyta, Magnoliopsida, Brassicales, Brassicaceae. The record is from the annotation of a GenBank genome assembly.